Messenger RNA from Durio zibethinus, 1269 nucleotides. NCBI's taxonomy places the organism in Eukaryota, Viridiplantae, Streptophyta, Magnoliopsida, Malvales, Malvaceae. The record is from RefSeq and is a predicted model, not a curated record.
UUUUACCCCAUUUCUCAAGUAGCUGGAAUAGCUCAGUUGGUUAGAGCGUGUGGCUGUUAACCACAAGGUUGGAGGUUCAAACCCUCCUUCUAGCGUUUUUCGAUUUUCCUUUUUUUGUUGUUUCCCAUCUCUGAAAUUCACGAUGCAAAAUAAAAGAUAUAUAUAGUAAAUAAAUAAAGCAACGACCAUGUUUCAUCGACAAAAGACAGAAGCAGACCCAAAUCACAACUUCACAACUACUUAUGUUUGAGAAGUAAAUAAAUGAAAACCCAUCAACAUAAACUAGAGGAGUUGGGAAUGGUCGAUGGAAGCCUCAAAAAGACACAGGAGCAACUCAUAAUCGAAGAAUGGAACGGGUCUUCUUUGACCAAGCUUUGCAAAACUGCCACUAUCACUCUCUCUCCUUCUCUGCAAGUCCACACAUCAGUUAAUCGUUUCAACCCUGUUUGUAGACGAUUACUCGAUGCAUUUGUCCCCGAGGGUUUCCCUGGCAGUGUGACUCCAGAUUAUGUCCCUUUUAUGAAACUCUUUGGACUUUCAACAUACAUAAGAACAAUGCUUUCUACCCAAGCUCUUUUGAGUGCUAUUGGAGUUGGCCAGAAAUCAGCGACUAUUAUCGGUGCAACUUUUCAGGUAGAAUUGUUAGAAUUCGGUUUUGAGAUUAUUAGUGGUUUUAUUAUCUCCUGAAUUUUUUAACUUCAAAUAACAACUAAGGCUUCCGUGCUCAUUGCCGGAAUGUUGAUGGAUCUUCUUUCUCCUUUGUUUCCUUCAGCUUUUAUUUUCAUUGUUUGCUUAGGGAGCUUGUCAAGAUCAUUCACUGGUGUUGCCAGUGGAGCAACCAGAGCUGCUUUGACACAGCAUUUUGCCCUCCAAAAUAAUGCAGCAGAUAUAUCUGCCAAGGUGCCUCUAAAUUGAUUUCUCAAGGGUAGUUCUAGAGAGAUUUUUUGGUCUACAGUUAGGGCUUUGGUUUGAGAAUUGGAGUCUUGGGGUUGUUUUGGUUGUUGGCUUGGUUUUAAGGCGAAAACUGAAGGUUGGAGGAAAGAGUAAAGAGUUGGGAUUUCAGUUGUGGAGGAAGAGGAGAAAAGUCUAUGGGGGAUUGAAGACACUGCUUUUCUCCACAUUUCUGCGUAAAACUGCAAAGAACGCAGUGUUCUGCUGCUGUUGAGGGAUGGAUCAUGGAUCCGAUCCAUAAGUAAGGUUUUGUUCUUUGUUAUAUUAUUUAGCAUAUAAGCAUUUUCUUACCCUAAUUCUCAGGCAGCUGGAAUAGCU